Messenger RNA from Prunus dulcis (almond), 1431 nucleotides. Its product is annotated as NAC domain-containing protein 43-like. The record is from RefSeq and is a predicted model, not a curated record. Gene Ontology annotation, molecular function: DNA binding. Gene Ontology annotation, biological process: regulation of DNA-templated transcription. The transcript has 3 exons. Bases 16 to 1272 code for a protein of 418 amino acids. Lineage: Eukaryota; Viridiplantae; Streptophyta; Magnoliopsida; Rosales; Rosaceae.
CUUUCACUAAUCAAAAUGGCGCCUGAGAACAUGAGUAUAUCUGUAAAUGGGCAAUCCCAAGUCCCUCCUGGCUUUAGAUUUCAUCCAACAGAAGAGGAGCUCUUGCAAUACUACUUGAAGAAGAAGGUUUCAAAUCAGAGUAUUGAUCUGGAUGUUAUCCGAGAUGUUGAUCUCAAUAAGCUUGAGCCAUGGGAUAUACAAGAGAAGUGUAAAAUAGGAACCACACCACAAAAUGAUUGGUAUUUCUUCAGCCAUAAGGACAAGAAGUACCCCACCGGAACAAGAACAAACCGUGCAACUGCGGCCGGAUUCUGGAAGGCCACUGGCCGUGAUAAGGUGAUAAGCAGUAACUGCAGGCGGAUCGGUAUGAGGAAGACUCUUGUGUUCUACAAAGGCCGAGCUCCCCAUGGCCAAAAGUCCGAUUGGAUCAUGCAUGAAUAUAGACUUGAUGACAACAACACUAGCAAUUGCAUCUGUUGUGCGGAAGCCCAAAGAUGCAAGAGUGUGAAUGCAAACUCAAACUAUUCAUAUGUUGGCUACCAACCAUGGAUGGCUACCAAACAAUCCACCCAUUUUUUUGACAAAGAUAGCAAGCCAACAUUGACUCACCAUAAAAUUAGUUCGGGCAGCACAAUUAUGAGCACCACCACUUCAUCCAUGACAACAGAAACAAGAAGUGCCCAAUCCCUGUUUGAUUCAUGCCCUGAGGGAGCUUUGGAGCAAAUGCUUCAAUACAUUGGAAGGACCUGCAAGGAAGAAGAGAAUGAAGGCAACAACAUGAGCACAAGAUUCAAACUCCAAUCCAUCAACACAGGCAUCAACAAUCACAAUGGCUACCAUGAGAGGUUCUUGAAGCUUCCGAGCCUAGACAGCCCAAACUCCACCAGCAGCCAAGACUGCUACCAACCCAAUAUUCAUGAGGAGAUGAUGGGCGCAGAGAAUAAUAUUGAUGAGGAUUUUCAGCACCAAAUGGACUCAGGGCUCACCAACUGGGCAGCCCUCGAUCGCUUUGUGGCCUCACAACUGAAUGGCCAAGCCGAGACCUCUAGGCAAUUGGCUUGCUUCAGUGACCCUUAUGAUUGCAAUGAUGAUCAUCAUGAGCUCCAAUUACCAACAACUCUACGAUCAAUAUCUUCAUCUUCAUCCAACAAAUCCUACCAUGCCACCCAAGACUACAACAACGGCGAGAUCAACCUCUGGAGCUUUGCUCGGCAAUCAUCAUCUCUGUCGUCCUCCGACGCGCUGUGCCACGUGUCGAACGGUUCUAUAUAACGGAACAACCCAAUAUCAUAUAAGAAUGUUAUCUAGUCCAUCAAAGUCAGAGGAAUAUAAUUACAAGCACAGUAAUAUAUAUGUUAGACAAAUAAAGGUUAAUUAUUAGUUAACAUGUUUUUUUAGAUGGGUUGGCAUUGUCAAGUACCAUUAUCUUAG